This is a messenger RNA of Suillus subalutaceus, 1729 nucleotides long. RefSeq names its product P-loop containing nucleoside triphosphate hydrolase protein. NCBI's taxonomy places the organism in Eukaryota, Fungi, Basidiomycota, Agaricomycetes, Boletales, Suillaceae. Bases 156 to 1532 code for a protein of 458 amino acids. Gene Ontology annotation, molecular function: G-quadruplex DNA binding; ATP hydrolysis activity; single-stranded telomeric DNA binding. The record is from RefSeq and is a predicted model, not a curated record. Gene Ontology annotation, cellular component: condensed nuclear chromosome; Mre11 complex. Gene Ontology annotation, biological process: double-strand break repair; telomere maintenance via telomerase; telomere maintenance via recombination. The transcript has 6 exons.
CUCAGGCCGCAUUCCCCUGAGGCUGCGACAGCAGAAACUACAGAAACCAUUCCACUGCAGCUCUAUCUUCGACCAAAGACUCGAGCUUUUUCUGAACUUCCUUCAAGCAAAAAAAUCCCGUACUCAAAGAACACUCGUCGAACUCCUCGUUGUAAAUGGCGAGUCUCGACAAACUUGCAAUCCGGGGCAUUCGUUCCUUCGACGACAAGCAAAUAUCUGUUAUUGAGUUUUUUUCGCCAGUCACUGUCAUAGUCGGACACAAUGGAAGUGGAAAAACUACUGUCAUUGAGUGUCUGAAGUACGCGACAACGGGCGACCAGCCCCCAAACACUCGAGGUGGCGCGUUCAUCCAUGAUCCAAAGAUGGCGAAUGAGAAGGAAGUCAAAGCUCAAGUCAAGUUACGAUUUCAUGCUGCAAAUGGAACACGAAUGCUUGUCGUUAGGAAUCUCUCAGUGACAGUCAAGAAGACUGGCUUAACCAUGAAGACUCUCGAAAACAUCCUUGCGCUUGCGGACAGCAACGUCGAAAAGGGCGGGAAGAGGGGAGCUAUUUCCACGAAGUGCGCUGAGAUAGACACAGAAAUCCCUCAUCUCCUUGGGGUGUCAAAGUCUGUUCUGGAGAAUGUAAUUUUCUGUCAUCAAGAGGAUUCAUACUGGCCCCUUGCAGAGCCUUCUGCGCUUAAGAAGAAAUUUGAUGAUAUCUUUGAGGCCACGCGUUAUAGUAAGGCGCUCGACUCUAUAAAAUCGCUGCGCAAAGAUCGCGUUGCAGACCUUAAAGCGGACAAAGAACGUUUAGAAUCUCUUGCUAAAGAGAAGGCGCAUGCCGACAAGCUCCGUGGCCGUAUCAGCGACCUGAACGCGACCAUUACCGGGAAGCAAUUGCAGUACGAAGAGACUAAGAGGCAGUACGAAGAUCUCGUCAAGAACAAUGCCCGCUUCUACGAGUCCGCUACCCAAUUCCGCGAGUUAUACGUCAAGGUUGAAAAUCUGCAACAAAAGAAGGAACAUUAUCGACAGGAGCUUGCGGAGGCGAAAGAAAGCGUACAGGAAGUUGGAGGCACUGAUGAGGAGCUUCAGGAGCGCCUAAGCAAUUUUAGCCAGAAUAUUGAAAAGGAGAAAAUAACUCGCAAUAGACACGAGGUGGAACGACAAGACCUUGAAGAUGAACUUGCAAAAACGCGGAGGUCGCAUGUGGAGCUUAUCAAUGAACACGGAGAACUUGCUGCGGAGGCCAAGGCACACGACCGUCGCAUCUCCGAACGUGAAGAACUCAUCCGUGACAUCAGCGACAAGAACAACAUCAAGGGUUACAACCACACUCCUCUCGAACGCGAGAAAGUGGUUGAAUUUCUCUCCCGGCUCGGAGAUCUCCAGCGUCGACAGAGGUCCGAAUUUGAUAAACUGCAGACUGGGAGGAACAGCAAGAAUGAUGAACACAGUCGCAAGUUACGGCUGCUUCACACCGAGCUGGAAAGUCUUCGGAUGCAGCGAGGAAAUACACGCGAACAGAUCGUAUGUUUACGUUCUAUGUGAUUUUCACAGAAUGCUUUACGCUUUUCCCCAUCAUAGAAAGAGCGCCAAGCUGCCAUUACCAAAGCUGAAUCAUCGGUCGACACGAUGCAGAGUCUCGCAUCUGAACUCCGCACUCUUGGUGGUGAUAUCGAGGAGAAGAAAUCACGUCUCGAGAAGAUCAAGGCGGAUAUACAAACUGGAAACUUCGAUGAGCGCCU